Messenger RNA from Lepisosteus oculatus (spotted gar), 2186 nucleotides. RefSeq names its product tRNA methyltransferase 11 homolog (gene trmt11). Gene Ontology annotation, cellular component: cytoplasm. Gene Ontology annotation, biological process: methylation. Gene Ontology annotation, molecular function: nucleic acid binding; methyltransferase activity. The record is from RefSeq and is a predicted model, not a curated record. Lineage: Eukaryota; Metazoa; Chordata; Actinopteri; Semionotiformes; Lepisosteidae.
AUUCUAUGUAUGUCAGAUACAUUUAAUGAUGCUUCUCCUUUAAACAGCCUAUCAUUUCUAUUUGAUAAAAUGUAAAUCCUAUGAUUUUAAGCCGUGCUUUGCGUCAACUGAUACACAUAUAUAUGUAUGUAUUCGGAGGUUUAGUUGUAUGAUUUUUAUACAGGAAAUGAAAAAUACAUUGCGUUUUAUUUUUUUCACACUGUUAUGUCUAUGUAGUGUAAAAUUUAAUCGCUUACGAAGGGUGCAUUAUUCGGGAUAGGAACUAACUUUGAAGUGGAGUCUAUUUCCUGCGGAAUAUAAUUUGAGAGGGAAUACAAAAAUGGCGCUCCACUGUAGCCGAACGUGUAGGAAAUAUUUAUUACAUUUAGCACAAGAAAAUGUUGAAUUCAGAUUACCGGAAAUCAAGGCAUUACUUUCACUCAGUGGUGUGCAGUUUACUCCGGACGAACAUUUUGAUGAAAAGUCUCCAUUCUGGGUUCUCAGCAAUGUUUCGGAGGAAGAUGUGCGAAAUGUUAUGAAACGAACUGUGUGUGCAAAGUCAGUGUUUGAACUAUGGGGCCAUGGAAGAACACACCAGGAAUUACAGUUGUCUCUAAAGAAUUAUCCAACAGAAAAUAUGGUACCUUAUCUCAAGUCAGACUCAACGUAUAAAAUUAAUGUUUACACAUUCAACAAAACGGUGCUUCAUCAAGAGAGAAUCCAGAAGAUAGAUACCCUAGAGUUCCUGCCAUUUUCUGGGAAAGUAAACUUGAAGAACCCUGAUCAUGUGUUCUGUCUGCUAGAAAACUAUGGCUCUGAUCCCAAUAGAAUUCCAGAAGAUCCCUUUUACGUUUACUUUGGGAGAUGGAUUGCAGAUGGUCAGAGAGAUUUGAUAAGGUCUUUCAGUGUGAAGAAACGCCAUUUCAUUGGUAACACAAGCAUGGAUGCUGGGUUGUCCUUUAUAAUGGCUAACCAUGGCAAAGUAAAGGCCAACGACUUGGUCUUUGAUCCAUUUGUUGGAACAGGUAGCCUUCUUGUUGCAUGUGCACAUUUUGGAUCAUAUGUAUGCGGUACAGACAUUGAUUACAACACAAUACAUGGAAUAGGGAAAGCAAGCAGGAAGAAUCAAAAGUGGAGGGGACCCGAUGAAAACAUCAGAGCUAACCUAAGACAAUAUGGUGCAGAGAAAUCUUACGUUGACGUUCUUGUGUCGGAUGCAUCCAAAAAUGUGUGGAGAACUGGAAGUCUGUUCGACGCCAUCAUCACAGAUCCCCCAUAUGGUAUAAGAGAAUCUACAAGGAAAACAGGUUCCCAGAAAGAAAUGAUAAAACCACCAGAAGAUUUUAAUGGAGAAAGUCAUGUCCCUGUGUCCAUGGCCUACCACCUCAGCGAUAUCUUCACAGACCUGUUGAACUUUGCUGCUAAACACCUUGUGAUCAACGGAAGAUUAGUCUACUGGUUGCCAGUGUAUAGGCCAGAAUACAAGGAAGAAAUUAUACCCCAGCACCCUUGCCUGAAACUUAUUAGCAACUGUGAGCAGACACUUUCCAGUCAUACAUCCAGGCGUUUGGUAACAAUGGAAAAGCUGAAGGAAUUUGAGGAUGCAGAUGGACUUGCACAUCUUUUACAUGCUAGAUUUAAUCCUUACCAAGGCCACAACUCAUUCCGGGAGAAGUACUUCAGUGGCUUAAAAAAGAAGACUGGUAAAGAUGAGUUUAAGAACACAAAAAAACUAUAACAGUUUUUAAUUAAGUUUUAUAAUAUAUAGAACUGUAACAUGUAUUGCAUACAUUAUAUUUUUUAUACACCAUUUAGAAUGUUCUAGUCAUGCUUUGUUUUUGAAGGAUAUCAAAUAAAAUUGGAGAAGAGUGUAUGUGCUCAAAUGUUGUAUUAUGCUCAUCAGGUAUUUUAGAAUUUGGUCAAUCGAUGAAGCAAAGUUAAAAGAUAAAAGUUUCACUAAAUUCCACUUAGUUGGGAUCAUGCAGUUGAUGACAUCAUAAUGCUUUGUAAAUAUGUAUGAAGAGCCUAAAGCAAAAACUAACUUUGUAGUUAUCUAUUUUUUAAACAGGAGCCUUCUCUUUUAAUUUAACUAGAUUAUAAUGUAGAAUAUAUUUUCAUUUUAAAAGUUGCUUUGAGUUAAAAUGUACUGGACAUGAUUUUUAAUGUAUUUUCCAUUCAUUGUUGUAAAUAAAUUUGCCUCUUCUGUU